This is a messenger RNA of Hevea brasiliensis (rubber tree), 2228 nucleotides long. Its product is annotated as auxin transporter-like protein 2. The transcript has 11 exons. The record is from RefSeq and is a predicted model, not a curated record. Lineage: Eukaryota; Viridiplantae; Streptophyta; Magnoliopsida; Malpighiales; Euphorbiaceae. Bases 624 to 2048 code for a protein of 474 amino acids. Gene Ontology annotation, cellular component: plasma membrane.
GAGUAAGCUGAGACAGAAAACACCAAAACUGAAGAAAACAAAACGAAAGCAGAGAGGAUAGAAACUAGAAGCUCUGCAGCAUCUGUUAGACAUAACAGAUGCACCAUCAGCAGAGAAAAAAAAAAAAGUGAGAAACCAAAAAAGAAAAAUUGUUUUUCUCUGCUUCUUAAUACAUUAUAAGGUAGUUUCAUAUGCAAAAGCAGCUCCUGGCUGGUUUCCUUUCUUUCUCUCAGCUUGCCCAAGUUGUGAAAUAGCUAUCAGACUUUUACAGUGUCAGUUCUAUUAGGUGAAAGCAGGGGGGAAUUUGGACUAUAAUCACUCUACCCGCAAAAAAGAGCUGUAACAGCCGUUUGGACUCGACGUCUGGACUCUAUUCUUAGCUCUUACAAGGUAUAAAACGAGAGAAGCACACUCUUGAAACGAGGCAAGCACCAUCUCUCACUCUCUCUCUUUAGAAAAGGGUGUUAAAGAAGCAGCAGACUUGCAGGACUGUGAUACAUUUGUCAAUAAAAAGGUCUACAUAGAAUUUUCUGGCUCUUCUCUUAAUUUAAAUCCAAGGGAGAUUUCCAAAUCCAAGUACUGUAACUAAUCUUGCGACAGAUCUGUAGAGCAGUGAAGCAAAAAUGAUAUCCCAGAAACAAGCAGAGGAAGAGAUGGUAUCUGGCUUCACUGAAACUGAGCAUGACGAGAAAGAAGAAGAGAGCAAGGAAGAUGACUCCAUUUUUGGCCUCAAGAGUAUUCUUUGGCAUGGUGGUUCUGUAUAUGAUGCCUGGUUUAGCUGUGCUUCAAAUCAGGUUGCUCAGGUGCUGUUGACACUGCCUUACUCUUUCUCCCAAAUGGGGAUGCUUUCUGGAAUAAUUUUGCAGGUAUUUUACGGGAUUCUUGGGAGCUGGACUGCAUAUCUCAUCAGUGUGCUCUAUGUAGAAUACCGAAGCAGAAAGGAGAAAGAGAAUGUCAGCUUCAAGAACCAUGUCAUACAGUGGUUUGAAGUGUUAGAUGGUUUACUGGGUCCAACGUGGAAAGCCGUUGGGUUGGCCUUUAACUGCACUUUUCUCCUCUUUGGUUCUGUUAUACAACUCAUAGCCUGUGCAAGCAAUAUAUACUACAUUAAUGACAAAUUAGACAAGAGGACAUGGACAUAUAUCUUUGGAGCCUGCUGUGCCACCACUGUGUUCAUACCUUCAUUUCACAAUUACAGAAUUUGGUCUUUUCUUGGGCUUGGAAUGACCACCUACACUGCCUGGUAUUUGACCAUUGCAGCUAUUGUUCAUGGCCAGGCUGAUGGCGUAACUCACUCUGGCCCAACAAAACUGGUUCUCUACUUCACAGGCGCCACCAAUAUCCUCUACACUUUUGGUGGUCAUGCUGUUACUGUUGAAAUUAUGCAUGCAAUGUGGAAGCCUCAGAAGUUCAAGUACAUCUAUCUCCUUGCCACCAUGUAUGUUUUCACCUUAACAAUUCCAUCAGCUACCGCUGUCUACUGGGCAUUCGGUGAUCAACUUCUCACCCACUCGAAUGCAUUCUCACUUCUUCCCAAUUCCGGAUGGCGUGAUGCUGCAGUUAUCCUCAUGCUCAUCCAUCAGUUCAUAACAUUCGGAUUCGCAUGUACACCACUGUAUUUUGUGUGGGAGAAAGUGGUAGGGAUGCAUGAUACUAAGAGCAUAUUUUUGAGGGCAUUAACCAGGUUGCCUGUAGUCAUACCUAUAUGGUUCUUGGCUAUCAUAUUUCCUUUCUUUGGUCCCAUUAACUCAGCUGUGGGGGCACUUUUGGUUAGCUUCACCGUCUACAUCAUCCCUUCUUUAGCUCAUAUGCUCACUUAUCGAUCUGCCUCUGCUCGACAGAAUGCAGCGGAGAAGCCUCCAUUUUUCCUCCCUAGCUGGACAGCCAUGUAUGUAGUGAAUGCAUUUAUAGUGAUAUGGGUCCUUGUAGUUGGUUUUGGAUUAGGAGGGUGGGCUAGCAUGGCCAAUUUUAUCAAGCAAGUUGACACAUUUGGUCUCUUUGCCAAGUGCUACCAGUGCCCACCGCCGGCUGCCUCAAAGCACCAUUGAGUGUUCUAGACUGAACAUCCAAGUUAUACUCUAAACUCUGAAGCCACUUGUUACAAUUUCUCCACAGCAUUUUACAUUUUCUUUAUGUAUUAUACAAAGGGAGGCACCAUCACCGGCAGCUCCUCCCUUACAUAUUGUGUUUUGUUUCAACCUUUAUAUAAGCAGUAGGUGAUUUGUGAA